Messenger RNA from Chaetomium fimeti, 1074 nucleotides. RefSeq lists its product as uncharacterized. NCBI's taxonomy places the organism in Eukaryota, Fungi, Ascomycota, Sordariomycetes, Sordariales, Chaetomiaceae. The record is from RefSeq and is a predicted model, not a curated record. The coding region runs from base 114 to 905 and encodes 263 amino acids. Gene Ontology annotation, cellular component: cytoplasm. The transcript is spliced from 3 exons.
CGAGGAUGAUAUCUAUCAAAGAGGUUUUCUUUUAUUGAACAUCCCCAAAACAAUCAUCCAUGUGAUACUUAGUUCAUAGUCUCUCCAACCCCGUUUCACGUGCACACAACACCAUGACAUCCAAACCAAUCCCUCCUCUCACCCUCCACCGCGGCUUCCCGGCCCGGGGCAGCUACGUCCCCUCGCCCUUCGUGAACAAGCUCGAGACGCGCCUGCGCAUCGGCGGAGUGCCGUACAAGGUCGGCGCUGGCUCCGUGUUCAAGGCGCCCCGCGGCAAGAUCCCUUACAUCGAUGUGGAAAGGGCGCCGGGUGCAACACCCGAGCAGCUGGCCGACUCGACGCUUAUCACGCGCAGGUUGGUCGAGGAAGGCUACAUCGCGGACCUGAACGCGGGCCUGACGCCGGCCGAGAGGGCAACGGACUUGGCGGUGCGCGCGUUGUUGGAGGAUAAGCUGUACUUUUAUCAGGUUCGCGAGCGGUGGAUUGACAACUACUACGUGAUGCGGGAUAACGCCCUCAGCGCCAUGCCCUUUUUUAUUAGGUUCUUCAUCGGCAUGUUUGCCUACCGUUCCGUCAAGGCCAGGCUCAUAGGUCAGGGCGUGCUUCGGUUUACCGACGAUGAGGCCAAGGACGCGAGGGUCGAGGUUUGGGAGAGUGUGAACGCGCUGUUGGUCGACUCACGCAAUAAGGCUCACGAGGCUGGCCGGGACGGCCCUUUCUGGAUUCUCGGCGGCAUCUCCCCAACGGAGGCUGAUGCGACCGUGUUUGGGUUCGUCGGCGCGGCUCUAGAUUGUGCCCAGGCACCGACCACAGAACAGAUCGUUCGUGGCUUUCCCGUCAUUAUGGAUUACGCGAGGAGGAUCCACGAUCAGUACUUUAGUGAUUAUAAGCUCUGGAAGGAAUAGUGAAAGUAGUGGUCAAUAUUGGAAGGUGUGCGAUAGCUUAAGGAUCCAUGAUCCAUGUCUAGUCAAUACUACCCAGAUUAGAGUGUAGAUGAGGUAGUUAGUAAAGAUCCGGCGGUUAGAGCAGGACUAACUCCAACGCAAGAGACAUAUUAGUUAUUAGUUGUCUUCG